Lactuca saligna is the source of this 1248-nucleotide messenger RNA. The record is from the annotation of a GenBank genome assembly. Lineage: Eukaryota; Viridiplantae; Streptophyta; Magnoliopsida; Asterales; Asteraceae.
AUGGAAGGCUUACCGGAAGACGCCGGAGAUGGCAGCAUGCUCUGCACCGAGCAUCCAUUCAAGAACAACACACCGGCAGGGGGUAUAUGCGCCUUUUGUCUUCAAGAAAAGCUCGGGAAGUUGGUGUCUUCUUCUUUUCCGAUAGCCGUUUUUCCUUCGUCUUCGUCUUCUUCUCCGUCGUUCAGAUCUGACAUUGGUGGUGGUGGCGGGAGCGCCACCACCGUCGUCCCACCACGGUUGACAAACCAGACGUCCUUAUUGGUUUCAAAUACUCAAAUCACCCCGAGUAACACCACGAAUGAGUGUCACUAUCAUCAGUAUUAUUCUAAUCGAUCCAGGAUACUUUAUUUGCUUAGUCAAAAGAAGAAGAAAAAGAAAGAUCUUAACAUUAUUGUCGACGGCGGCGGUGGACAUGGCCACGAUCGGAACAAAAAUCUUAUGUUUAAGAGAAGCAAGUCGACGGCCACGCCUAGGGGGAUGCAUUUCAUGGAUGCGGAUAAUGUCGACGGUUUCAACAGCCCUCAUAAACGUGGGUUUUGGUCGUUUUUAUACUUGCAGAAACACUCUCAUUCUUCUUCAUCAACCAGGAAAAAUAUCAGAGACAUUUCUUCGAACAGUAUGGGUGCGUCGGCAUCGGCUGUUGGUUCUUUCCCUCAGGUGCAAAGAUCUCGUCAAGAUAAAGAUACAAUAGUGGUGGAAGAGAAUGAGAGUCCUUGUCACGCUUCGUUUGACCGAAAGGUGUCCAGAUCCAGAUCCGUCGGGUGCGGCAGCAGGAGCUUUUCCGGCGACUUCUUCGAGCGGAUCUCGACUGGAUUCGGCGACUGCACGCUCCGCCGCGUGGAGUCGCAACGCGAAGGCAAGUCGAAAGUCUCCGGCAUGCGCGGCAACGGGGGCCAAGAUUGCAUCAAGGAAAGAGUCAGGUGCGGUGGUUUAUUUAGUGGGUUUAUGAUUACUUCAUCAUCAUCUUCUUCUUCCUCAUCCUCUUACUGGGUGGCUUCAAACCCAAAUGAAGGCACCACCGCUGGUAAUGUCAAUGCAGCCGGAAAAAUGACUUCAACAGGCGGAGCCGGAGCCGGAGCAGGGCAGAACCAACAGCAUUCUCAUGGCCGGAGCAAGAGCUGGGGAUGGGCGUUGGCAAGCCCGAUGAGAGCAUUCAGUAAGCCAUCUUCAACCAAAAGAGAAGCUUCAAACAAGAAUCAAACUCCAAAUUUGGCUGCAAUUCCUUCCUUGUUGUCAGUGAGAAGCUAA